GAUUCACCUCAGGGGAUUGAUUGCAUGAACCUGCAGAAAUUCGGGGAUUUAAAUCCUGCAGGCAGCUAAUUCAGCUCCUCCUGGAGCUGCAGAAACCUUCUUUAGCUGCAGGAAUAUUUCUGAAGGAGGUUUUGUUCUGCAUGGGAGCAGCUGGCUGAGAAAGGCACCUGUGUGAGGAGUCACUGCUGGCAGCUGGUGUGUGACACUGAGCGUGGAUGGGACAAGGUCCAGGAUGGAACAUUCCUGCUGGCUCCUGCUGCUCUGUAUUAGUUUCAGUUUUGCACAAGCUCUGCCACCCAAUGGAACUGAGCUGCCCAAAACAACCACAACAACCAACUCCACCGAGGAGAACACCCUGCACAAGGAGCUGCUGACUUCCCUGCUGAUCCUGGUGCUGGUGCUGAUCAUUUUCGUGGUGCUGGUGGGGUAUUUUGUCAGGUUCAGGAGACACAGGAAAGCUGUGGUGACCUCCGGUGACAAAAAGAUGCCAAAUGGGAUCUUGGAAGAGCAAGAACAGCAGCGGGUCAUGCUGCUCAGCAGGUCCCCCUCAGGCCCCAAGAAGUAUUUCCCCAUCCCAGUGGAGAACCUGGAGGAGGAGAUCCGGGCGCGCUCUGCAGAUGAGGGGAAGCUCUUCAGGGAGGAGUUCAAUUCAUUAACGUCUGGGUAUGUGCAGGGAACGUUUGAAAUGGCAAACAAGGAAGAAAACAGGGAGAAGAACAGAUAUCCCAACAUCCUGCCAUAUGAUCAUUCCAGAGUGAUUUUGUCCCAGAUUGAUGGAGUCCCCCCUUCAGACUACAUUAAUGCAUCAUAUAUAGAUGGUUAUAAAGAAAAGAAUAAAUUUAUAGCAGCACAAGGACCCAAGCAGGAAACAGUCAAUGACUUCUGGAGGAUGAUCUGGGAGCAGAAAUCAGCCAUUAUUGUCAUGUUAACCAACCUGAAAGAAAGAAAAGAGGAGAAGUGUUUCCAGUACUGGCCCGACCAGGGCUGCUGGAGCUACGGCAGCGUCCGUGUGUCUGUGGAGGAUUGCAUCGUGCUGGUGGAUUACACCAUCCGCAAGUUCUGCGUGCACUCGCUCCAGGAGGGAUGCAAAGCUCCCAGGCUCGUCACACAGCUGCACUUCACCAGCUGGCCAGAUUUUGGGGUGCCUUUCACACCUAUUGGCAUGCUGAAAUUCCUGAAAAAAGUCAAAACCCUGAAUCCUGCCCAUGCUGGACCAAUUGUUGUUCACUGUAGCGCCGGCGUGGGGCGCACGGGCACCUUCAUCGUCAUCGACGCCAUCAUGGACAUGAUGCUGGCCGAGCGCAGGGUGGACGUCUUCGACUUCGUCUGCAGGAUCCGCAGCCAGCGGCCACAGAUGGUGCAGACUGAUAUGCAAUAUUCCUUCAUCUACCAAGCCUUACUUGAGUACUACCUCUAUGGGGACACAGAGCUGGAUGUGUCAUCCCUGGAAAAACACCUCCAGACUUCCCACAGUGCUGCACCAAACCUGGUCAAAAUAGGGCUGGAAGAGGAAUUUAAAAAGCUGACCAAUGUCCGCAUCAUGAAGGAGAACAUGAGGACUGGCAACCUUCCAGCCAACAUGAAGAAAGCAAGAGUCAUCCAGAUCAUCCCCUAUGAUUUUAACAGAGUGAUUCUGUCCAUGAAAAGAGGGCAGGAGUACACAGACUACAUCAAUGCUUCCUUCAUAGAUGGCUAUCGACAGAAGGAUUAUUUCAUUGCCACCCAGGGCCCCCUGCCCCACACAGUGGAGGAUUUCUGGAGGAUGGUGUGGGAGUGGAAGUGCCACACCAUCGUGAUGCUCACCGAGGUCCAGGAGAGGGAGCAGGAAAAAUGCUGCCAGUACUGGCCAUCAGAGGGCUCUGUGACUCAUGGAGACAUCACAGUGGAAAUCAAGAGUGACAGCCUGAUGGAUGCCAUCAGUGUGAGGGAUUUCCUGGUGACAUAUAAUCAGAGCAACCAGGAGAAGCAGAGCAGGCUGGUGAGGCAGUUCCACUUCCAUGGGUGGCCGGAGAUCGGGAUUCCAGCCGAGGGCAAGGGCAUGAUCGACCUCAUUGCAGCUGUGCAGAAGCAGCAGCAGCAGACAGGGAACCACCCCAUCACUGUGCACUGCAGUGCUGGAGCAGGGAGGACAGGAACCUUCAUAGCCCUGAGCAACAUCCUGGAGCGGGUGAAGGCCGAGGGGCUCCUGGACGUGUUCCAGGCUGUGAAGAGCUUGAGGCUGCAGAGGCCACACAUGGUGCAAACACUGGAACAGUAUGAAUUCUGCUACAGAGUGGUACAAGAUUUCAUCGACAUCUUUUCAGAUUAUGCUAAUUUCAAAUGAGAAUUCUGCCUUAUUUUUUUAAUUUGUCUGUAUAAAUAGUUGUAUAUUAUGUUAAUUUAUUCUGUGUCACUUGGAUUGUUGACUGAACUGUAAAUAUGUUAUGCUGGCUCUAAAAGUUGCAUUUGCUGUAUAAAGUUGUUUCUUAAAUAUAAAUAUCUUCUAAAGCAAAGUAUAAUGUUCCUAUACUGUAUAGUACUGUAAGAUGGGAUAGAAAUCUUUAUUCUGAAUAACAAAAAAUUAAUUCUUGGUUGUUUUUUUUUCCUUUUAAUUUUGCCACUCAUAAAUAUUUAUCAACGUUAUCUCCCAAUUCUUGAAUUUUUUGACAGGUGAUUUACAGGUCAUCCUAAAAAAAAUGAAUUUUGGUGCACGUGUUUAAACAUGUUUUGUUCACCAGAAAAAAUAGAUAUUUAUUUUUCCAGACUGUUUUAAAGAGCCUCCAGGUUUUGUUGGAUUUUGAGUCUUAUUGUCCAUAAGAUAAAAUCAGUAGAAAUAUGGAUUUGAAUUUUUGAAUUAACAGAACUUUUAAAGCCCUGUUAAUUUUUUUUCUCAAAUAUUGUUUAAAUGGGCUUAUGCAAUAAUGUGGUUUUUAGAAUAUUUUGCAUAAUUGAAAAGUAUAUUUUGCAGGACCUGAAUUUGUCUACUUGAAGAGAAAGGCCAGAAAUGGAGUUAAAAGCUUCUUUUUCUAUAAACACCUGCAUAAUUUCCCACUUCUUUAAGACAAGAGAUGAACUCUUAUUCCUUGAUUUAACUCAGCAGGAUAAUUAAGAGGUAAAAAUUGGAAAAAACAUUUUCUGUACAGUUUAAUUCCAGAAACAUUGACUAUUGUAACAAAAGUUCCUCCAGGUCCUCACCCUUCAAGAAAUGUUAUCAAGAAAGGACUUUGCAUAAGGUGUUUAGGGUUGUGUACAGAAAUAUAUUUUUGCUGAAAGUAUUACUGAGGAUAGAAUUGGUGACAGAAAAUAUAAAAGUUUUUAUUACAGCCCUGACCAGGGGCUGGAAAUCCCCAAAAUCACAGGGCACCUGAAUGUUGAAUAUUUACCAUGUUUAUCUUUCCCACUCUUCCCAAAGCAUCUCUGAGUUAAUGAGCACAAAGGGGUGAAUCUGUAAUUAAUUACAUAAUGAAUAUGCAACAUAUGAAUAUGUCUUGUCCAGCCAGGCUUUGGCCAUGCAACAUCCAAGCCUUAUUUCAAACAAGCAGCUUAAACUGAGCUUUUCCCUGCUGUUCUUGCACUAUUUUAUCCCAUUCCAAAAUAACCUCAUUGCCCCUUGGAGCAAUGCAAAGGGAUGGGAAGGUGUCUCUGGGUUUCCUUCCAUUCCAGCCUGGCUGGAAAAGGUUUGGGAUAGGAAUUCCUGAGCACCCAGUUCCCACAGUGCCAUUGGCUGUUCUCGUCUUCCCGUCGCUGCACUCCUGUAUUUAUUUGUACAGUAAAUUAUGCACUUCAGAAAUGAGAUUGUUUAAAGACUAAACUCGCUUGUGAGUCUCUAUGAGAAGAAACACUCAAGCCACAGGGUUGGGUAGUGAAAGUGGAGCUGAGGAAGGGCAUGGUCCUGAGAUUCCAUCCAAGUCCAAAGAGCCAGAAUCCAUUCAGCCUGGAAAUGGAACAGUGGGGGUUCAGUCUGAUUUACAGCACAGGGAGUCCCAGAGGUUGGGGAAUAAUGCAAAGGAAUUCCCAUUUUCUGAUCCUGAUGUCAGGAUCUUUCUGACCACUUAGCCCACAUUUGAAUAAUAAUUUGUCAGAUUUUGGGGUCCUUGAGGGAAAAGCCUGGGGAGUUGUCCAUGAGGUCAAUCUCAGUGCAGGGAGACUCUGAAAAGUUGGAAAAGAAUGCAAAGGAUUUCCCAUUGUAUGAUCCUGGUGUCACAUUUUCUCCAGCCAUUUAACCAGCAUUUGAAUAAUAAUAAUAAUAAUUUAUCUGUUGGGCAGAUGUUGUGGGUCCCUGUGGUAAAAACUGGGGUUGUCCAUGAGAUUAAUCUCAGUGCAAGGAGACUCCAAAAGGUUGGAAAAUAAAGGAAUUCCCACGUUAUGAUCCUGAUGUCAGGAUCUUUCUGACCAUUUGGGCAGCACCUGAACAAUAAUAAUUUGUCAGAUUUUUGGGUCCCUGAGGUAACACCUUAGGGUGAGUUGUCCAUGAGGUCAAUCUCAGUGCAGAGGGACUCCAAGAGGUUGGAAGAUAAUGCAGAGGAAUUGCCAUUUUCUGAUCCUGAUUUCAGGAUCUUUCCAACCAUUUAGGGAGUAUUUGAAUAAUAAUAAUGAUAAUUUGUCUGUUGGGCAGAUUUGUGGGUCACUGUGGUAAAAACUGGGAUUAUCCAUGAGGUCAAUCUCAGUGCAGGGAGACUCCAAAAGGUUGGAAAAUAAAGGAAUUCCCACUUUAUGAUCCUGAUGUCAGGAUCUUUCUGACCAUUUAGCCAGCAUCUGAACAAUAGUAAUUUGUGUGUUAGGCAGAUUUUAGGGUCUUUGAGGUAAAACCUUGGGUUGAGUUGUCCAUGAGGUCAAUCUCAGUGCAGCAGUGAUGGGUGUGGGGGUCCCACAGACCCCCAGGAGCUGCAGCACAACUAAAGGUUCAGCUGGAACACCAAAUCCUCGGAUUUUAGUUGAUUGAGAUAUUGAGGAGGAAAGAGAAAAUGCCUAAAAUAUAACUCAGAAUUCACAACUGUAGCUGUGUGAAGGUUUUUUGUGGAUUUUGAAGAGCUCCCUUGGCAGCUGUUGGGUGUGCUCGGUGGCUGGAGCUCUGUGGAAUGUCUUGGAUUGGAAUUUUCCUUUGAAUCUCCGUGUGUGUGGAAUUCCUUUGGAAGGCCAGAUGGUUGAUUGGAAGUGUCCUUCUGAUCUGUCUGUGGUUUUGGUCACUGUGUGACUUGGACUGUUCAUGUGUUCAGGAGGUCCCAGCUCAGCGUUCAGGCGUUGGCUUCCCCACAUCCUCAUCCCACCGUCCAUGGGAAGCCCUGGAUUCCCUUCAAAGUGCUUGCCUGACUUGGGCCUUAAUGAAGAAUGCAUACUGUAAUUAGCAGUGUUUUUUAGGCUAUUUUUAUGUAUUUUUUAAACUUUUAAAAUGAGCCUGACCACCCCGCGUUCAGUCUUUUGAAAUGUUUGCAUUCCCCUCCUUCCAUUUUUCAUGUAAAGUUACUGGAACUUUUCUGUAUAACCAAAAUGUAUUUAAUUUGUCAAAUCUUUAUAAUAUAUGUAUGUAUUAUACAGUUUCAGCUCUUGUUAUUUUCUUUUCUUACAUUUCUAAUUUGAUCUUGCUGUGUUUUUAAUGCCGGUGAACGUGGCUGAAUUAUUUGUAUAUGCAAAUUGCAAGAUCUAAUACAUUCUGAUGCAAGAACAAAGCUUCCUUUUUAUUCUCCACCUGCAUUAU
Messenger RNA from Oenanthe melanoleuca, 5674 nucleotides. It is a transcript of the gene PTPRE, whose product is annotated as protein tyrosine phosphatase receptor type E. The record is from RefSeq and is a predicted model, not a curated record. Gene Ontology annotation, molecular function: protein tyrosine phosphatase activity. The transcript is spliced from 20 exons. Gene Ontology annotation, biological process: protein dephosphorylation. Bases 233 to 2323 code for a protein of 696 amino acids. Lineage: Eukaryota; Metazoa; Chordata; Aves; Passeriformes; Muscicapidae.